Messenger RNA from Cryptomeria japonica (Japanese cedar), 375 nucleotides. RefSeq lists its product as uncharacterized. Bases 1 to 375 code for a protein of 124 amino acids. Gene Ontology annotation, molecular function: nucleic acid binding; RNA-DNA hybrid ribonuclease activity. NCBI's taxonomy places the organism in Eukaryota, Viridiplantae, Streptophyta, Pinopsida, Cupressales, Cupressaceae. The record is from RefSeq and is a predicted model, not a curated record. The transcript has a single exon.
AUGAAUUUUGAUGGUGCCUCUAAAGGUAACCCAGGUCCAUCUGGGGCAGGGUUUAUUGUUAGAGAUUGGAAGGGUGAGGUGAUGGCUCUUGGUGCUCAAAAACUUGAUGAAGGCACAAACAACAUAGCAGAAGUGUCAGCGACUUUGUUAGCAGUUAGAAUUGGUAAGUUAUUGGGUGUAAGGAAGUUAUGUUUAGAAGGGGAUUCUUUGAUAAUUAUUCAGGCUAUAAUGAAGAGGAGUUUAGAGGCGUGGCAGUUACAAAAUUUUAUUAGUAGUAUAAUUGAAGAGCCUAAUUUUUUUGAAGAUUAUCAAGUAAGUCAUGCGAGGAGAGAAGACAAUGCAGAGGCAGAUAUAUUAUCUAAAUGGGAUAUAUAA